AUGGCAAACCCUUUCCGACGCAGUUCCGGUGGCCAUCAGCCUUCCCUCCCCUCAGACUUUGCUCCAGGCCGCAAGGAAUCCUCGAUGCUCUUCUCAAUCCUCCCGUCAGUAGUCCAAUCCCGAAUCCCACGCGUGCCUUCGUUCCGACGCACUGUGAAUACCGGCAUGUGGGGACUUGCUUCGAAACGCAAGGCUGCAGAAUCAGAAUCAGGGUCAGAAUCAAGGAGUACCUCCGGAUCCAGCACCCCGCCUCCCGCCUACACGUCCACAACCGCGAUUGUAUUAGCUCGCCCUAAAGCUACGGAUACGACAACUAAAGUUGGGCCUAAUUAUUUUACUGAGGCAGUACAAUUGAAGGAGUAUGCAUUGCAGUUCGGGUCCAGUUCAACAUCCAGCGGCAGUGCGCAGGUGAUGGAGAUAAAUGACACGAGGAGUGGGAUUGCGUGGAAAUCUGCAAACCAAGGCAUGGCCCUCCUUGGUCUCUCCGCCGAAGAAGCCACUGUCAUCGCCCAGGAUGGCAGUUUGGCAGACCCAAACCUUACAAGACAGCUAUACCUCCACGCCCUGACAUACCUUCUUCGAGCCCUCCCUCCCAAUCUGUCCCCCGAGGAACAAAUAACUGUGCGGAAUUCCCUCCCACCAGGAGUUGUGCAGCCUUUACAACUGAAGUACAACCGCAAGUACGCAACCUCCAAGGGUCACACUGGAAACCAACCCUCGCUCCUCCACCGCACGCUUGCAUCCACCAUCGUCCAGCUAUUUGUGUUUUUCCGCCUCAUAUUCCCGUAUAUAAAGUACUUCCUCCAAGCUGCAUAUACAUACGAUCGCGAACACAAAAUCACCGAACGGAUACUUUGCCAUUGCAUUGAGACUGUCGAUACGAUCGGGAAACAGGGGAUCAACCUGACAGGCACUAUAUAUGGAAUGGGUGAUGGGAAAGUUGGCCAGUUUAUCACAAGUGCUUUGGCGUGGAUUGUCGAGGGCGUUACUGGAGGCAUCCAUGAAGGAGUGGGUCAGGGGAUGGCGGUUAUGGGAGAAGGAACUAUUAUAUACCCGGUGUUUAGGAUGUUUAACGUCUGUCGACGGGGCCCUGCCUCCAUAUCAAGGGCCUUCUACGCUGCAACUUCAACUGCUCGAAUUCCCGCCACAAGACCGACUCUUCUUUCUCUCACAUUCAAGAAUGCCGCAGCGCCAUCAUUAGAGGCAAGAUGCUUUCACGCAUCGACGCGCUUAAGGAACCAAGCCGCCCAGGCAAUAUCAACGGAGGAGAGUAACCUUUCGAACCAGAAGGUGGCCCAUGAGAUCACUAAGUUCGAUCAACUCCUUGAGCACGAUUUGGUGCACCCAAAUGUCGUUCAAGCUAUCACCAAGGGAAUGGGCCAUCAUACCAUGACGGAUGUGCAGACGAUGACUAUCAACGAAGGUUUGAGAGGCGUUGACAUCAUUGCGCAAGCACGUACCGGCACUGGAAAGACUCUUGGAUUCCUUGUCCCAACCAUCCAAAAUAUUCUCAACAAGAGCCCCGAACUUGCAGUGCGGAAGCGGUAUUCUAAAGCCAGAGCUUCGGAUAUCCGAGCCAUCAUCAUCUCACCAACUCGCGAAUUGGCCGAACAGAUCGCAGCAGAGGCUAAUAAGCUGGCCUACAAUACGGAUUUGAGAGUCCAAGUCGCCGUUGGAGGCAAUAGCAAACGCCAAAUGCUGAUGAAGACCCGACAAGAAGGAUGCCAUUUACUCGUUGCCACACCUGGCAGAUUAUAUGAUCUUUUGACCGACGAAUACAGCGGAGUACGAGCGCCAAAUCUGACGACACUCGUUCUAGAUGAGGCGGAUCGACUUUUGGAUGAUGGAUUUUCUCAGGAAAUUAAAGAAAUCUCCAAUAUUUUACCCAAUAGGGAUACAGUGGACCGGCAGACACUUCUUUUCUCCGCCACCGUACCGAAGGAGGUUAUGCAGCUUGUUCGCGCCACACUAAAGCCAAACUUCCAUUUCGUACAGACCGUCAAGGAGGGCGAGCUCGCAACCCACGAGAAGGUACCGCAACAUCUGAUCGCUGCGACUGGUGUUGAGAAUUUCAUGCCAGCACUCUAUGAGCUGGCCAAGCGUGAGGUAGAUAAAGCUGCCAAGGGCGAGGGUAAUCCUUUCAAGGCCAUUGUUUACUUUCAAUCGACGGCCAAUGUCGUACUCGCCCACCGAAUAUUUGACAACCUUACUCCGGAAACUGGUGGCAGAUUUGGAAGAUCGCCCCUGUACCCAGCAGAAGUAUCUUGCAUCCAUGGUCAACUAACUCAGGCCCAGCGGACCUAUACGUCUGAGCGAUUCCGGAAGUCUAAAUCGGCCAUUUUGUUCUCAACUGACGUUACAGCUCGAGGAAUGGAUUUCCCCAAUGUCACGCACGUCGUUCAAAUUGGACUACCUACCAACCGUGAACAAUACGUCCAUCGUAUUGGCAGAACCGGCAGAGGCGACAAGGCAGGAGACGGGUUCUUGAUCAUUCACGAGGCCGAGAGACGCCAGUCUGAACGUCUGCUUCGCGGUCUUCCUAUUAAGAUCGACAACAGCCUCGAAACUGCGGCGAUCGAUAUGUCGCAAGAGGCCCAACUACCCGCCUCAGUAGCAAAUACCUUGAGUUUGGUCGCAAAUGCAACAAAGAUGGUGGAUCGUGCAACAAAGAGCGCUGCCUAUAUGGGUGCUAUCGGUCAACUUGGAAAACUGCCGGGUGGCCUUGAGGCAAUGAAUCGAUGGACACAGUAUGGAUGGGGAUGGGAAGAGCCUCCUGCUAUAUCAUCAGCCUUGGCAUCCAAACUUGGACUUGGAGGUGUUAAAAAUAUUGGACGCCGUGAUAACUUUGGCUCAGGUGGGGGUCGUGGAGGAGGAGGCUAUGGAGACCGCGAUGGAAGGAGCGGCGGCUUUGGAGGCAGAGGGCGAAGCGGUGGUUUCGGAAGUGGCGGGCGCAGUGGUGGUUUCGGAGGACGUAAUGGUGGUUUCGGAGAUGGAGGACGCAGUGGUGGCUUCGGAGAUGGAGGUCACGGCGGUGGCUUCGGUGAUGGAGGACGAAGUGGUGGUUACGGAGGUGGAGGACGCAGUGGUGGCUUCAGAGAUGGAGGACGAGGACGAGGUGGUGAUCGCGGCGACAGAGGACGGGGUGGUGAUCGCGAUGGUGGAUACGGCGACAAGAGCAGCAACUUCGGCUUGUAUUAA
Molecule: messenger RNA, 3198 nt
Organism: Venustampulla echinocandica
Lineage: Eukaryota; Fungi; Ascomycota; Leotiomycetes; Helotiales; Pleuroascaceae
Exons: 4
Coding region: 1-3198 (1065 amino acids)
Cellular component (GO): mitochondrion
Molecular function (GO): nucleic acid binding; ATP binding
Source: RefSeq, a predicted model, not a curated record